Equus caballus (horse) is the source of this 2395-nucleotide messenger RNA. NCBI's taxonomy places the organism in Eukaryota, Metazoa, Chordata, Mammalia, Perissodactyla, Equidae. The record is from RefSeq and is a predicted model, not a curated record.
CCCUUCUUGGCCCCUCUGUUCUCCUGCCUCGGAGCCGUGCGGACCUGGCUCCAGCACAGAUGUACCUGGAGACCCCUGCAUUCCCUCCUCCUUGUCCUGGCUCUGGUUGGACCAGUGGCUUGUGGCUGAGCCUCUGAGCAUUAGUUUUCCCUGCUCCCAGCUCCCAGGCAGGGUCAGGUUCACUGUCGCACGUGGUGGCAACAAGCAGGCCUGGUUCUAAGCGGUCUGGUGGUGAACAAGCAGGGCGUCCACUCUGGGGUGGGAGUGGAGGUAAAGGCAGAUAGAUAACUUCAGGUCCUGGGAAUACCACGAGGGAAAGAAAAGGUGUGUGUGGGGAGGGAUGCUACCUUGGAUAGGGUGGUCAGGGAGGGCCUCUCUCAAGUGUUCCCAGACUGAGGGGACAGCAGGGGCAAAGUCAUGGGGAUGGGAAGAAGAGCAGUGUGUUUGGAGCAAGUGAAUGAGGGGGAGCCUGGGAAGAUAUGAGAUGACAGUGUGGGCCCAGGAAGGAUCUGGACUUUCUUCUAAAAGCAGCACACAUUCUUGGAAGCCCUUCGAAGGUAUUAAUGAUCAAGGCAGAGUCACAGUUCCCCAGUGCCCUGAGCUUUCCCAGCAUUUUCAGUUGGGGGUCAGGGGCUGUGGCCACGCCAGCUGACCUUCCUGCCAACUCUAGCUGGCCAUGGCUCCUUCUGACCCUCAGGGUUCUCCUCUGUAAAAUGGGGAUGGUAAUUCUUCUCUCACAAGGUACAUACCUGGCCCAACCUGCUGUCAUCCACCCCCAACAGGGCCUGGCCACCCCUCCCACAGAAUGCCUGAGGGCCCUGAGCUGCAUCUGGCCAGCCGCUUUGUGAACGAGGCAUGUGGAGGGCUGGUGUUUGGUGGGUGUGUGGAGAAGUCACCCAUCAGCCGCAACCCUGAGGUGCCCUUUGAGAGCAGUGCCUACCGCAUCUCAGCCUCAGCCCGUGGCAAGGAGCUGCGCCUGACACUGAGCCCCCUGCCUGGGGCCCAGCCCCCACAGGAGCCCUUGGCCCUCGUCUUCCGCUUUGGCAUGUCUGGCUCCUUCCAGCUGGUACCCAGGGAUAUGCUGCCACCGCAUGCCCAUCUGCGCUUUUACACAGCUCCACCUGGCCCCCGACUUGCCCUCUGCUUUGUGGACAUCCGCCGCUUCGGCCACUGGGACCUCGGGGGCGAGUGGCAGCCAGGCCGCGGGCCAUGUGUCUUGCUGGAGUACGAGCAGUUCAGGGAGAAUGUAUUACAAAACCUAGCUGACAAGGCCUUUGACCGGCCCAUCUGCGAGGCCCUGUUGGACCAGAGGUUCUUCAAUGGCAUUGGCAACUAUCUGCGGGCAGAGAUCCUGUACCGGCUGAGGAUACCCCCCUUUGAGAAGGCCCGCACGGUUCUGGAGGCGCUGCAGCAGCGCAGGCCGAGCCCGGCGCUGACCCUGAGCCAGAAGAUCAGGGCCAAGCUGCAGAACCCAGACCUGCUGGAGUUGUGCCACUCAGUGUCCAAGGAAGUGGUCCAGUUGGGGGGCAAAGGCUACGGGCCGGAGAUCGGGGAGGAGGACUUUGCUGCCUUUCGAGCCUGGCUGCGGUGCUAUGGCAUGCCAGGCAUGAGCUCCCUCCAGGACCGGCAUGGCCGCACCAUCUGGUUCCAGGGGGAUCCUGGACCUCUGGCACCCAAAGGGGGAAAGUCCCACAAGAAGAAAUCCAAGGGACUGCAGCAGGGUCCUGAGGACAGAACGGAGGACCCUCCACCCCCAAGCAAGGCCCCUUCUAGGACACGAAGGGCACGGAGAGGCCUCCCUGAGCAAACUACAGCCCAGCAGCCCAAGGGGACUAGCCUCCAACAGGACCCAGAAGCCCCUCCAGUCACUGAAAAGCGAAGAGGAGGGGGCAACCAGUACUCUCAGGUGGGCCUUCCUCAGCAUCCUCCUCUGGAGAGGGAAAGGGCACCACUGAAAUGGGCUCUCCAGGAGAAGAAGGGAUGGCAGUGUAGGUGGAAGGAAUGUGUGGACAAAGGUGGGAUCCCGGAAGGCUGUCUGGGCAGUCCUUAGCCUGGGGUCUGAGCUGCCACCUCACCUGUCCCCUCCUAGACACCACAGACCCCAAAGAUGAAGCCUGACACCCCACCCUUGGAGCCUGAAGGGACUUCUGCCUCUUAGCAGGAGGGUCUCUUUGCUUGCAUCCACCCUUCCCACUGCCUUGCGCUGCAUCUGGGAGCCUGUGUGGUUUCCUGGAAGCAGGUAGUGGUUGAAGGGGGCUGGAUGACCCUGGCCCUAUGGCUGUUCCCUGCACAACUAACUAUGAUGUUUUUAAUUGUACCCCACCUUCCCCAUUUUUAAAGCUGAUGUGAAAAAUGCUGUAUUUUUUAUAAACUGAUAAACUUGAACUUCUUGGCA